GCUGACAGGAAGCUUCUAUGUGACCGGCGUGCCCGCAGACCGCAUCAAGGCUGUGAACGAAGUAGCCAACUGUGCGAAGGAGGUCAAGGAGAUUGGUGGUUUUGUUGGAAGGCCGUGGUUUCCCCUGAUGUUCCGCAAGUUGACCAAAGAGCAACGCAAGAAACUUGGCAAGGGCAAGGUGGUGACCAUCAGAAGGAAAAAAUCUGAUGGAUCUUGGACAGUGUGGGCGUCCUAG
Molecule: messenger RNA, 235 nt
Organism: Durusdinium trenchii
Lineage: Eukaryota; Dinophyceae; Suessiales; Symbiodiniaceae
Source: the annotation of a GenBank genome assembly